UGUAAAUGGCGGACAUUUUGUUGGGCUAUACGGUUUGCCGAUAACAGCGAGCUUAACCUCAGGGUGGGAGACCGGAAAAAAACUCGCCUGGCCUCAAACAGAAAGAAAUGGCAGCAAUUCGUAAGAAGCUGGUGAUCGUUGGAGAUGGGGCUUGCGGAAAGACCUGCCUUCUCAUCGUCUUCAGCAAAGACCAGUUCCCUGAAGUUUAUGUGCCUACAGUGUUCGAGAACUACGUGGCCGACAUCGAGGUGGAUGGCAAACAGGUUGAGCUUGCCUUGUGGGAUACAGCCGGCCAGGAGGACUACGAUCGGCUACGUCCGCUCUCCUAUCCCGACACUGACGUCAUUCUGAUGUGCUUCUCCAUCGACAGCCCAGACAGUCUUGAGAACAUUCCAGAAAAAUGGACUCCUGAAGUGAAACACUUCUGUCCCAACGUCCCCAUCAUCCUGGUGGGCAACAAGAAGGACCUGCGUAACGAUGAGCACACCCGCCGCGAGCUGGCCAAGAUGAAGCAGGAACCAGUCAAACCAGAGGAGGGCAGAGACAUGGCCAACCGAAUCUACGCCUUCGGAUACAUGGAGUGCUCUGCCAAGACGAAGGACGGCGUGAGGGAGGUGUUCGAAAUGGCCACCAGGGCGGCGCUGCAGGCCAGAAAGGGCAAGAAGGGCACCAAAUGCCUCCUACUGUAAACGGACAGGACUCUGCGCUGGUUCUGUGCUGCAGGGAGAGAGGGGGGGAGCCGAGCCCCCCCGGUUCCUCGGCCUGAAAUGACUGUGCACAACCAUAAACCGCUUUUUAUUUUAUGUCUUUUAAAACGAAACCAGUACAGCUAGAUAUGGAAGUUUUUUUUGUCAGUAUUUAAAGAGGCAGAUAAGGAGUAAUGCUGUUUAUUGUACCUUUAUACACAUAACGAUUGAAUUUGCCAUAUUAACUCAUACCGAGCCAAUGGUAAAAUGGGUCUGCCAGUUGACAUUCGAGUCGUGUCUGCUUAACCGAGCUACUUGUAUUGGUGCGUUUCGUCAUUUCACUGUGACCGAUAGCCCAUGCAGUUAUUUCGGAUUAUAAAUAUGCAAUGAAGACGAAAAAGAUGAUCAGGACCAAUGUGCAAUACAGAAAAUACACGCGUUCGUUUAUUUUCUGGAAUGCAUACACUUGGACAAGACUUGAAACUUCUUCUUUGUUUCCUUUGGUGUUUUUUCUUCUCUUUCUUUCUUUAUUUCUUUCUUUCUUUCAAAACAAACAGAAACCUAAUUUGGUAUCUUUGUGUAUUAAAAAAACUUUUUAAGAA
Messenger RNA from Astyanax mexicanus (Mexican tetra), 1288 nucleotides. RefSeq names its product transforming protein RhoA. Lineage: Eukaryota; Metazoa; Chordata; Actinopteri; Characiformes; Acestrorhamphidae. The record is from RefSeq and is a predicted model, not a curated record. The coding region runs from base 108 to 689 and encodes 193 amino acids. Gene Ontology annotation, biological process: stress fiber assembly; cell migration; small GTPase-mediated signal transduction. The transcript is spliced from 5 exons. Gene Ontology annotation, molecular function: GTP binding; GTPase activity. Gene Ontology annotation, cellular component: cleavage furrow; dendritic spine.